Molecule: messenger RNA, 2097 nt
Organism: Labrus bergylta (ballan wrasse)
Lineage: Eukaryota; Metazoa; Chordata; Actinopteri; Labriformes; Labridae
Source: RefSeq, a predicted model, not a curated record
CGACGCCGUGUUCUCAAGUGUUUUCAGCCACAUCGACAUCCUCACUGAAGCCUGCGUCUACGGUCCAGUGUUCAGGAGGGAUCAACGGCUUGUCCAGGACGUCCAAACAUAUGUGGAGCAGCUGGGGGAAGAGUGUUCAGCCAAUGUCGCCGUUUUAAGUGAUAACAGGGACGAGCAGUUUCCCCGGACGUGUGCUCUGGCGUUUCUCGUCCGCCUGGAUCCCUUUAAUCUGCCGCAGCAUCAAAGGCUCAUAGAGGAAGUCGUUCUGGAUUUGUUGAAAAAGGAUAAUGACAUAUCAAAGUCAAAAGUGCGUUACUAUAGCAACUCCCUGCAACAUCGAGUCAAAAACAGAGCAUGGCAAACGUUGCUGCUGCUGCUGCCCAAACUCAAAGAGGAGUUUAUUGCCUCUUCAGUAAAGCGCAUGUUUGAAGCUGGAUUCUGCAGCAACCAGGCCUCAGUCAAAUACCUGAUGGAGUGGAUGAUGAUCCUGAUCCUCGUCAAACAUCCUCGACACAUGGAACACUUCUGGGACUGCUUCAGCAUGGAUCAUGAAAAGACAAAGACGAGCGUCUGCACCUUCCUGUCGGUGCUCGUACAUUUCAACGUCAUCCUUCCCCUUCUCACGCAGAAGGCUGCACAGUUGCGUAAAGCGCUCGACAUCAUCCUGCAGUGGUGUUUCAACCACAACUUCAGCGUGCGUCUGUACGCCUUGCUGGCCCUGAAGAGGGUGUGGAGCCUGGCUAACGAGGUCAUGGCGGAGGAAGGGGACUGUGGUUUGGGAGGUCUGUCCACUGUGAUCCAGGCCUGUUUGAACCAGGCUGAGGCCAUGCAGAACACCGGAAAUGCCAACAAGAACUGGUUGAGGAUUCAGGAGCACUUCUUCUUCGGUGCCUUUCAUCCGAUCAGGGAUCACAGCGUCGAGACCAUAUUCUGUACGUUCCCCAGUCUGUCAGAGGUGGCUGACGAUGAAUGGAUUCCACCCUGGAAGUUUGAGGAGCAUCCGGGUUUCUCUGACACUUUAUCUUUAUGUUUGAGGAACCCUUCUCCGGACCUGAGCCGGCUGCAGCCUGGAGACUGGAUCCAGCAAGACAAAGGUGAGCAGAAUAAGGAGGACCGCUGGGCCGAGGUGCAGAAGAAGAUCACUCCCUGGAGGUUGGGGAUCCAGGAGCAGGAGCCUGAACUUCAGCUGGUUCCCCAGCAGAGGGCGGCUCGUCUGGGCAAACUGCACGGGGCCCUGCUGGUGGUCGCCUCGCUCAUCGACAAGCCUACCAAUUUAGGAGGUCUGUGCAGGACCUGUGAGAUCUUUGGUGCCAGCGCUCUGGUUCUGGACAACCUCCGCCACGUCAGCGACAAACACUUCCAGUCCCUGAGCGUCUCGUCUGAGCUUUGGCUUCCUCUGUUAGAGGUGAAGCCUGCAGAGCUCGCCGACUUCCUGCAGAUGAAGAAGAGUGAAGGUUACUGUAUCGUCGGAGUGGAGCAGACCGCCAACAGCCAGAGCCUGCAGGACUACCAGUUCCCCGAGAAGACGCUUCUACUCCUCGGUAACGAACGAGAAGGAAUUCCCGCCAACUUGCUCCAGAUGUUGGACGUGUGCGUGGAGAUCCCUCAACAAGGCAUCAUCCGCUCGCUCAACGUGCACGUGAGCGCCGCGCUGCUGAUCUGGGAAUAUACACGGCAACACCUCACCUCAAGUUCAACUCCAGCUGACUGAAAAUUAAAAAGAAAAAAAAGACAUCAUGCAGCAACAGCUUGGCCUGAAGGACACGACUUCCAAUCCUCCUGCAUGAGAAACAUGAAGACUGCUCCACACAGUCUGUUACCGUGGUCAGCGGGCCUCAAGAGGACACUUUUCAUGCGCUUUAAUGAGAGUCAUGAAUAGUGAUCGGCUUUGGUUAUUGCAAUUUUAAUAUUCCAGCGGGCAUGCCGUGAUAUUAAUGGAGGCAAUCUGAGUAUCAGUGGAGCGGCAGCAUUAACAGGAAUGUUCUCAUUUGAGGAGGAAAAGUGUCUUAUUUAUGUGAGCAAUUAGUUUUUGCCUCAGAGCAGCAGGACUGGACUAUAAUCUCCACACCCAGGAGAAUAUCAUUCACAUAUAUAUAU